AUGCUCUCAAAGAUCUUUCCCGGGACUUGCAGAAGGGAGAUGGCACGGCAGCAGCUGUCUGGGCGGGUAGGGACCUCCUCCUUCCCAGGCUUUACACCACCCUCACCUCCGCCUCCUUCAAGUCGUCAGGAGUUUCCAGAUGGUCGUCUUGUUGAUCCCACUCCUGCCUGGACAGGUGGCCUUGGUGGGGCAAGGCUGCGGGUGCUCUCCCCCAGGGCAGUGUUUGAUGGCGCCCCUGGGAUUAUGAGUGAGGCAGUGACAUCCCCCCUGCCCCCCGCCCGCUCCCUCUCCCCCAAGACCCUUGAGGCCAGGUCGUUCGGUUCUUGUGUGCACGUGGUGAGACAAGACCUGGCGAGUGCACGAGUCAGUGGUGUGCACGUGGCUCACUACAUCAGCCUUUUAAUGAUGGAAUCAGCCAUGUGUGGUACAGAGAAUACAGUGUUUGUGGUGAAGCUCCUCGCCACACUUGCACGUGGCGGGCGUUCCCCUUCCCUGGGGAAUGCACGGCUCUCACCACCACCACCACCACCACCACCACCACCGCCACACUCACACCCGUGCAUCCACUUACGAGAACGUGACAAACCUGCCACCACUUGUAGUAAACUUGUAACUCAACACAGAAAUGAAGAAAGCAUCAACCUGACCAAGUUGAGGUGA
Messenger RNA from Scylla paramamosain (green mud crab), 660 nucleotides. RefSeq lists its product as uncharacterized. The coding region runs from base 1 to 660 and encodes 219 amino acids. The record is from RefSeq and is a predicted model, not a curated record. The transcript is spliced from 4 exons. NCBI's taxonomy places the organism in Eukaryota, Metazoa, Arthropoda, Malacostraca, Decapoda, Portunidae.